UGUGGCGUCUUACGACUAUCUCACCUCUGUUGCUCAAUGUACGGAUGAAUACAAAAUUUAUAAAUGUUUAUCAACAUUUCUUUGCUCAUUACAAUGCAAUUACUAUGAUAGCAUUUGUUCCGUAUGAUAAAAGUCGAUUCCUCGCUUCCGCGAGUGUAGAUAAAUCGUAUAAAUUUUGGGACUUGGAAGAAACGAGUGCACCGCAAAGUUACAUAAAAAAAGGCAUAGUAUCGAAUGGUGCAUGGAUGAUGAAUUGGCCAUGUGCAAUUCUUAGUUUCGACGAUGCACUUGGAUAUCAUUAUACAUAUUCCAUGAUAGUACCGUUGAGAGAAUAUGGAUACAAAUAUUGCCCAAUUUUAGCAACCAACUCGCCAACUUACGGUCUCGCUGUUUCCGAUCACGCAAAUAGUAUUGCAUGGCUUUAGCUGGAGAAGUAAUGACUGUCUUUCCUCAUCAACUAUUGUAUACAGAAAAAAUAUUGCCUAAGAAAAGACAGUUGAACUCUUUCAUUGAGACGGUGGAUUUCUUAAACAGCAACAUAAAGAUAAUGAAAAUAAAAAUAAAGAUAAAAAGUAUUCCAAGGAAUAUCACUAUAUGCCAGAAACCUAUAACGAAUGCAAUAAUCGUUUUG
This is a messenger RNA of Atta colombica, 631 nucleotides long. RefSeq lists its product as uncharacterized. Gene Ontology annotation, biological process: transcription by RNA polymerase III. The record is from RefSeq and is a predicted model, not a curated record. Bases 45 to 425 code for a protein of 126 amino acids. The transcript is spliced from 5 exons. Gene Ontology annotation, cellular component: transcription factor TFIIIC complex. NCBI's taxonomy places the organism in Eukaryota, Metazoa, Arthropoda, Insecta, Hymenoptera, Formicidae. Gene Ontology annotation, molecular function: protein binding.